This is a messenger RNA of Phialemonium atrogriseum, 599 nucleotides long. RefSeq lists its product as uncharacterized. The transcript has a single exon. NCBI's taxonomy places the organism in Eukaryota, Fungi, Ascomycota, Sordariomycetes, Cephalothecales, Cephalothecaceae. The record is from RefSeq and is a predicted model, not a curated record. The coding region runs from base 140 to 565 and encodes 141 amino acids.
UUUGACAGCGAUUACGACCUAACAACCCCCUUGUAUGUAUGUAUCAUGACCAUUUUUUCUUUUUUUCGGGGGGACCCCUUUCUCGGUGUGGAAGCAACUGGCGUUUUCCCUUGGGGUUCAAAGAGGGGGGAGGUUUGCUAUGUCCCUCUCCCUUUCUUGUCUUUCUUAUCUCCUUUCCUCCUUUUCCCCCCUUAUCCCCCGUGCUGCCUUUGUCUGGAUUUGGCAACCGAUACCUCAUAUCGUUCCUCGGAAUUGGGAAGGGCGGAAGGGUAAAGGGAUAGGCGUUUUCCCUUAUUCUUCCUUUUCUUAUUAUUUGUUCUGGGUGUAUUUCCUGGUACUUGCAGGACGUGGUUGGAUGAUAUCCCCCAAGCUAUUAAAAAAAACGAUCACCAUUUACAAACGAGGCAGCCACUCUCUCUUAUUGUUCUUCUUAAUUUUUUGGGGGGGAUGGCUGCUCAUGGUGACAGAGAUGGCGGUGACCUUUAACGCCUACCUAGCUAGUUGUUUAUUCAUUUCCCGUUUCUCUUUCGUCUGCGAUAGUCGCGGGCGAGGGGGGCGGACGUAAUGGACAGAUAUGAAUACUUAUAUUGAUGGAGCCG